This is a messenger RNA of Hippoglossus stenolepis (Pacific halibut), 2355 nucleotides long. RefSeq names its product leukemia NUP98 fusion partner 1 (gene lnp1). The transcript has 5 exons. The record is from RefSeq and is a predicted model, not a curated record. Bases 221 to 919 code for a protein of 232 amino acids. Lineage: Eukaryota; Metazoa; Chordata; Actinopteri; Pleuronectiformes; Pleuronectidae.
CCCCCCUGCCUCCCUGUUUAUUCCCAUCACCCCCAUUUUUUCCACUUUCUACAACUAACAUUAAAUAGAUUACAGGGGAUUCACUUAUUUAAAGACCUGAGCAAAAGCUCUGCCAUGUAUUUCUGGAUCCUCCAAGAAUAACACAACAACAGCGACUGCGCUUGAGGCACCAGAGGGAUCUAAUUGAAGGACGUGCUGCACAGAGACGCUCCUGUCCACCAUGUCUCUCAGGCUCCUGCCUGCAUUUACUAUGGACAAUGACGAUGACGACGAUGGUAACUUUACAAAAUGGAUGAGUAGUUACUGGGGUCACGGAGCAGAGGGUGGACACUCCAGAGAAAGAAAACACAGCUUCAGAAGACCUGCAAGAACACAAGGUGAUCGAAGAGCAUCACUCCCAACUGUGUCACAGUUGGACGCCAUGAAGUUGAGCAGGCUCCAUGCAGCGGCGAUGGCGCCCUCUCCCAGCCACAUCAAGACAAGAGAGGAGAAGGCGGAGGUCCGACCCCACCAGAGGGCUCGCCGUGCCUCCUCAGACGACAACAGUCGCCAAAAGAACACCAUCCCAGAGAACCGUAUCACCACCAUCCCGGAGCUCACAGAGUCCUUCGAGAAGAGACUUUGUGUCCAUGAUAAGAGGGCCGUGUCUCUGAACGGUGAUGAGAGGUUGUGUCUGAUCUGUCAUGAGGAUAUGCGUACGAACGGAGGCGUACAGGAGCUGCACUGCACACACCGCUUCCACAAAGAGGCGGCCCGCAGGUUAGAGCAGUGUCGGCCCCACAGCAGCGGCAAAGAGGCAGCAGCUUCUCAGGCGAGGAGACUCUCGGACGAGAGGAGGAAGUCGGCAGACGGCCCAAUCUACAUGGAGAAGGAGCAGCAGACACUCCUCCGUCAACUUUCCCUGCGGAGACAUCGCUGAUAUUGUUCAGUGGAAGGAGGUGAAGAACAAGAUGGAAGAUGUGAACCCAUGGCCUAAUCAUCAGGCUUAUCUCCUGUACUUUUACUACUGUAUGGUGUGAGACUGGUGGUUCAGCUGAUCAAGUCCCAGGGCCUUGACUUUGUCUGACCUGAUCCUGUGAAGCUGCCCCAUGGGCCCCAUUGCUGUGUCUGCUGUCAUUACGACUCUUUCUCCCCAGUGUCAAAAUCCAAAACGAGGAGGAUUCAGAAUAUGUGAAUGAAGCAUAAUAAUUUGGUGGAAUUUCUUCGAUUGUUUUAUCAGAAAAACUGAAGUAGGGGUUUGUGAAAUUAUCAGUACUUGAAGUUUCCUGCUUAUACUACUUACACACUUAUUCCAUAUAAAAUAUUUGCUUCAUUCACAAUGGUCCUAUAUGUUCAGCCAUGACACAGUUAGCUACUAGGUGACAAUCGAUCCGAUAUCUUUCUGUUUCACUCAUCUGAUGGUCUUAUUACUACACAAGGAGGAUGUUUUCAACUUGUAAGGGGUAAAAAAAAUCCUAUAAUAUUUUAUUUGGCAUAUUCAGUAGAUGUUUAUGUACAAUAGAGUCUGAGGACUUGUAGGAAGAAGUGCAAUCUUUUGUUUGCCGUGUAUUUUUGUGUUCAGUCAUAAUUCAAAUGUUGUAUUCUGUGUCGUGACAGAAAUAAAAAAAAAUUCAAUAAAUAACCAAAGAAAUUAAAAAGUACUUUGGAUUUUAUCAGCUUUACAACUUUUUGACAAUAGAUUAAAAAACAUGUGACAUAGAGUCCUCACAGUUCAGGGUCAGGUCAGCGUCGAGCCUGCAUGUGGUGCAUGCGCUUACUGUAGGUCAACGUGUUGGAAAUUACCUCCUGGCUUCAGUGAGGGAAAUCGAUGCCUGUGUAAAUCCUUAACAUUCAGCUUGGGUGAAAAUUAGUUUCAACAGAUGUGACAAUAAUGUCAUUUAAAAUGUGUUUCAGUGCAUGGAGCAGUGGCUGUGGAAGAAACAGACGUGUCCUACAUGUCGUGUCCAUGUGUCAAUGCCCCAGCCCCUCUACUGGUCAUCGUCCCGCACCAAUGUCCCAUGACGGUCCCUGCCAUGAACGCAUGCCUGCAUGAGACCCACUGACCCCAUAACCUCCACCACACCCCAGUCCUUCUGCCUAAACCUCUGGGAUGAAUAACUGCAUGAGGGUUUCAUUACAUUAGUACUUUAGAGGGAAACUUAUUUCAGUUCUUCUGUCAGGUGAGGGCACUGGGCACUCUUUCAAAGUUAAUACAAUAGUAAAAUAUUGUAAUUUAAGCUCAGACUUUUUAUGAUAUAAAUGUGAGAGGUUUUUACUGUUUCUCAUCAAUGUCUGGAGACAUUCUGAACAAUGUGUUGUAUUUGUUUUAAGCUAAAAUACGGUGGCCCUGAGAGCUCAACGCACUGCAACUUAAGA